This is a messenger RNA of Salarias fasciatus (jewelled blenny), 415 nucleotides long. RefSeq names its product preproinsulin (gene ins). The coding region runs from base 65 to 415 and encodes 116 amino acids. Lineage: Eukaryota; Metazoa; Chordata; Actinopteri; Blenniiformes; Blenniidae. The transcript has 2 exons. The record is from RefSeq and is a predicted model, not a curated record. Gene Ontology annotation, molecular function: hormone activity. Gene Ontology annotation, cellular component: extracellular region.
CUCCUCCGGCCUCCUCCGGCUCCUGCUCCCGUUGCCUCCCCUCAUCCUCUCUUCCUCCUCCAGCAUGGCGGCUCUCUGGCUCCAGACCUCCUCCCUGCUCCUCCUGCUGGCGCUCUCCUGGCCCGGCUCCCAGGCCGUCGCUCCUCCUCAGCACCUGUGCGGCUCCCAUCUGGUGGACGCCCUCUACCUGGUCUGUGGAGACCGAGGCUUCUUCUACAACCCCAAGAGAGACGUGGACCCCCUGCUGGGUUUCCUCCCAGCCAAGUCGACCGGCGCCGCGACAUCGGGCGGCGACAACGAGGUGGCCGAGUUCGCCUACAAAGACCAGAUGGAGAUGAUGGUGAAGCGCGGCAUCGUGGAGCAGUGCUGCCACAAACCCUGCAACCUCUUCGACCUGCAAAACUACUGCAACUGA